ACAAAUUACUUGGCAACUCUAUUAUCGGGCGUACAAUUUUUUCUCAUUGCACAUAUUUCUAAAUAUCUUCCGGCGAGCAUAAAUGUUAAAGAAUAUGUGGAAGUAUUUUAUUUUAAGUUUCCUUGCAGUUCAAACCACAAUUGCUGUUUUGGAGACCGAUGCUAAUACGCUCGUUUUGUUAGAUAAUUUAGCGAUACGUGAAACACACUCAAUUUUUUUCAAAUCAUUGCAAGAUCGUGGCUUUAAACUUGUUUAUAAAUUGGCUGAUGACUCUGGAUUAGUACUCUCGCGAUAUGGAGAAUAUCUUUACAAGAAUGUUAUUAUAUUUGCACCUAGUGUGGAAGAGUUCGGCGGCGAACUGAACGUAGAAAAACUGACUGAAUUCGUUGAUGAUGGUGGCAACGUUUUAGUUGCAGCUAGUGAUCAAUCGGGCGAUGCUCUGCGUGAAUUUGCAUCAGAAUGUGGAUUUGAAGUCGAUGAGGAAGGAGCCACUGUCAUUGACCACUUAAAUUAUGACGCCUCCGAUGCUGGUGAUCAUACUACCAUAUUAACAUCUGCAAGCAAUCUUAUCAAUGCGGCAACAAUUGUAGGUGCAAAGAAAACUGCUCCCUUGAUAUACCGAGGUACUGGUCUAUUGGCCGACAAGGACAAUCCUUUGGUAUUACAUUUAUUAACUGCCGAAAGUACAGCUUAUAGUUACAAGCCAGAUCUUAUUGUAAAGGAAUAUCCACAUGCAGUAGGUCGCAAUACCCUGCUCAUUGCAGCUAUACAAGCGCGAAAUAACGCUCGUGUCGUGUUUUCUGGAUCUCUACACUUCUUUUCCGAUGAAGCUUUUACUGCCUCCAUACAAAAUGUCCAAGAUGGUAUACUCCACAAACAAGCAAGUAAUCAGGAUGUAGCCACUUCUAUAAGCAAAUGGGUAUUUGGUGAAAGCGGUCGUUUGCGCGUAGCUACUGUGAAUCAUCAUAAAGAGGGCGAAUCGCAUCCCCCAGAACAAGCCUACACAAUCACCGACCCAGUAGUAUACACUAUUACUAUAGAUGAAUUAGUGCAGGAAAAGUGGCAACCAUUCAAAGCAAAUGAUGUGCAAUUAGAAUUUGUGCGCAUAGAUCCAUUUGUACGUACUACCCUAAAACAAAUUGGUGGUGGGCAUUAUGAAGCAAAGUUUAAAAUACCUGAUGUAUAUGGUGUGUACCAAUUCAAAGUUAACUACGACCGUGUUGGCUAUACACACCUUUAUAAUACUACUCAAGUUUCGGUUCGUCCGCUGGAACAUACGGAAUAUGAACGUUUCAUCCCUAGUGCAUUUCCUUACUACACCAGUGCUUUCUCCAUGAUGAUCGGAGUAUUUCUCUUUUCAUUUGUAUUUUUACACUUUAAAGAAGAAAGUUAUGUAGCUACCUCAAGAGGUAAUAAAGGGGAUGAUAAGAAAACACAAUAAUUAUGGAAAAACUUCUGAAAUUAUAAACAUAUUCUUAAGUUUAUUAAUAAUGAAAAAUAAAACAUGUAAUUUGCAUAAAUAAAGAAUUCGAAUGCAAACAUGACAA
Molecule: messenger RNA, 1547 nt
Organism: Ceratitis capitata (Mediterranean fruit fly)
Lineage: Eukaryota; Metazoa; Arthropoda; Insecta; Diptera; Tephritidae
Gene: Ost48
Product: dolichyl-diphosphooligosaccharide--protein glycosyltransferase 48 kDa subunit
Exons: 2
Coding region: 83-1441 (452 amino acids)
Cellular component (GO): endoplasmic reticulum membrane; oligosaccharyltransferase complex
Source: RefSeq, a predicted model, not a curated record